This is a messenger RNA of Cercocebus atys (sooty mangabey), 2129 nucleotides long. RefSeq names its product cholecystokinin A receptor (gene CCKAR). Gene Ontology annotation, biological process: neuropeptide signaling pathway. The transcript has 5 exons. Gene Ontology annotation, cellular component: membrane. NCBI's taxonomy places the organism in Eukaryota, Metazoa, Chordata, Mammalia, Primates, Cercopithecidae. Gene Ontology annotation, molecular function: cholecystokinin receptor activity; neuropeptide receptor activity. Bases 189 to 1472 code for a protein of 427 amino acids. The record is from RefSeq and is a predicted model, not a curated record.
GCUGGAGUGAGUGUGGUGAACUCAAGUCGCCUUUAGGAAUGGCUGAAAAAGCCCACACCUGGAAAUCACUCCCUCCCUGCUCCUCCACGGCAGGUUGCAUUUGGGAGACGCUUCAGUCAUUAGAGAAAUGAGCCGGGAGUGAGCAAUUCACCAGCUCUCCAGCACUUGGUGGAAAGCAGCAGGCAAGGAUGGAUGUGGUUGACAGCCUUCUUGUGAAUGGAAGCAACAUCACUCCUCCCUGCGAACUCGGGCUCGAAAAUGAGACGCUUUUCUGCUUGGAUCAGCCUCGUCCCUCCAAAGAGUGGCAGCCAGCGGUGCAGAUUCUCUUGUACUCCUUGAUAUUCCUGCUCAGCGUGCUGGGAAACACGCUGGUCAUCACCGUGCUGAUUCGGAACAAGCGGAUGCGGACGGUCACCAACAUCUUCCUCCUCUCCCUGGCUGUCAGCGAUCUCAUGCUCUGCCUCUUCUGCAUGCCGUUCAACCUCAUCCCCAAUCUGCUCAAGGAUUUCAUCUUCGGGAGCGCCGUCUGCAAGACCACCACCUACUUCAUGGGCACCUCUGUGAGUGUAUCUACCUUUAAUCUGGUAGCCAUAUCUCUAGAGAGAUACGGUGCGAUUUGCAAACCUUUACAGUCCCGGGUCUGGCAAACAAAAUCCCAUGCUUUGAAGGUGAUUGCUGCUACCUGGUGCCUUUCCUUUACCAUCAUGACUCCGUACCCCAUUUAUAGCAACUUGGUGCCUUUUACCAAAAAUAACAACCAGACCGCGAAUAUGUGCCGCUUUCUACUGCCAAAUGAUGUCAUGCAGCAGUCCUGGCACACAUUCCUGUUACUCAUCCUCUUUCUUAUUCCUGGAAUUGUGAUGAUGGUGGCAUAUGGAUUAAUCUCUUUGGAACUCUACCAGGGAAUCAAAUUUGAGGCUAGCCAGAAGAAAUCUGCUAAAGAAAGGAAACCCAGCACCACCAGCAGCGGCAAAUAUGAGGACAGUGAUGGGUGUUACCUGCAGAAGUCCAGGCCCGCGAGGAAGCUGGAGCUCCGGCAGCUGUCCACCGGCAGCAGCAGGGCCCACCGCAUCCGGAGCAGCAGCUCCGCAGCCAACCUGAUGGCCAAGAAGCGGGUGAUCCGCAUGCUCAUCGUCAUCGUGGUCCUCUUCUUCCUGUGCUGGAUGCCCAUCUUCAGCGCCAACGCCUGGCGGGCCUACGACACCGCCUCUGCGGAGCGCCGCCUCUCAGGGACCCCCAUUUCCUUCAUCCUCCUCCUGUCCUACACCUCCUCCUGUGUCAACCCCAUCAUCUACUGCUUCAUGAACAAACGCUUCCGCCUCGGCUUCAUGGCCACCUUCCCCUGCUGCCCCAAUCCUGGUCCCCCCGGGGCGAGGGGAGAGGUGGGGGAGGAGGAGGAAGGCAGGACCAUAGGAGCCUCUCUGUCCAGGUUCUCAUACAGCCAUAUGAGUGCCUCGGCGCCACCCCAGUGAGCUGUCCCCUGACCUUCCGCUGCAGAAGGAAGGAGGGGAGGAGGCAGAGGAGGAAGAACAGAAGAAGAGAUCAGGAAGAGAAGGAAGCAGGGGUGAUGGAGAAGGAAGGUUCCAUCUCCAGUGGGAACUCUUCAAGGUCUGCUUUUCAUCCUUCAUCUGGAUUCCAGAGCACUGCUUCAGUGGGGCCAUGACUUGGUUUCUAGGCAGUUCAAAGCAGGAAAUGUUAAGUAACACUCACCAUCAGAAAACUCUCAGCAGGCCAGGGACAGGAGUCCAACAGGGCUCCUACUGCAAAUGGAGUUGCUAAACACAUGUUCAAAAUGGAGAUGUGGGGCUUACUGAGCUUUCAAACCUUCUAGAACAUCCAAGGUGGGCUCUCACUCCUCCUGUGACACAUUUCCAUGCUCUGCUUUUUCUGCUCAUGCAGAAUUGUGGCGGUUGCUCUGCCUGCAGGGAGCCUGUCACCCUCUCAUAUAUCCACUGUAGCCUUCCACCACAUUGUGACCACAAAGCGAACACGAAGCAAACCCUCUCUGGCCAUUUUGUCCUGGGUAUGACAGCAGCCUGAUUUCUUCACCUUGAGGCCGGCCAAGAACAUUCAGAGUCAUAAGCUAGUUUUCAUCAGAAUAGCAUAAGCAAUGUCUGAAAGAUGGAAUU